CCGGCUCGGCCUCCUGCCCGCGCGCCAUGGGCGCCUACCUGUCGCAGCCCAGCACGGCCAAGAGCUCCGGGGACGGCGCCGGGUCCGGGCCGCGCCCGCUGCACUUCGGCUACAGCGCCAUGCAGGGAUGGAGAGUCUCCAUGGAGGACGCUCACAACUGCAUCCCCGAGUUGGACCCUGAGACUGCCAUGUUCUCUGUUUAUGAUGGGCACGGAGGAGAAGAGGUUGCUUUGUAUUGUGCCAAGUAUCUCCCAGAGAUCAUCAAGGAUCAGAAAGCGUACAAGGAAGGCAAGUUACAGAAGGCACUGGAGGAUGCCUUUCUGGCCAUUGAUGCCAAGCUGACAACCGAGGAGGUGAUCAAGGAACUGGGGCUCAUGGCUGGGCGGUCUCGAGACAAUGGUGAUGAGAAAGAGGAGAAGGUAGCUGAUGAAGAUGAUGUGGACAACGAGGAGGCCGCUUUGCUGCAUGAGGAGGCCACAAUGACCAUCGAGGAGCUGCUCACUCGCUAUGGCCAGAACUGUGUGAAAGGCAAGCUGGGGCCGCCAGGCAGAGAGCUGGCCCAGGAGCACGCCCAGGGCCCGAGCCUGAACGGCGAGGCGGGCACAGAGGAGCUCUCCAGGCACCGCGAGGGGGAGAACGGCGAGCCCUGCCCGGAGCCCAGCCUCGCUCCUGGCCCAGACACAGCUGGCGGAGGGGACAUGGGCACCCUGCAGAAGAGGGUGGCAGAGGGAACGGCUGCUCCCGCUGCGGGCGAGGCCGAGCCCUCCUGUUCUUCUGCAAGCAAGGCCCAGCGAGCGGCCAAGUCCAAGUUUUUCGAGGACAGUGAGGAUGAGUCAGAGGAGGAGGAGGAAGAGGAGGAGGAGGAAGAGGAGGAAGAAGACAGUGAGGAAUGCAGUGAGGAUGAGGAUGGCUACAGCAGCGAAGAAGCAGAACAUGAGGAAGAUGAGGAGGAAGAUGAUACAGAAGAGGCGGAGGAGGAGGAGGACAUGAUGCUCCCCGGUAUGGAGGGAAAAGAGAAGCCUGGCUCAGACAGUGGCACGACGGCGGUGGUGGCCCUCAUCCGGGGCACUCAGCUAAUAGUGGCCAACGCCGGGGAUUCUCGCUGUGUGGUGUCUGAGGGCGGCACGGCUGUGGACAUGUCAUAUGACCACAAGCCCGAAGAUGAGGUGGAACUGGCCAGAAUAAAGAAUGCUGGAGGGAAAGUGACCAUGGAUGGCCGGGUGAACGGGGGCCUCAACCUUUCCAGAGCCAUUGGAGAUCACUUCUACAAGCGCAACAAGAACCUUCCCCCAGAGGAGCAGAUGAUCUCGGCGCUGCCAGAUAUCAAGGUGCUGACCAUCAGUGACGAGCACGACUUCAUGGUCAUCGCCUGCGACGGCAUCUGGAAUGUAAUGAGCAGUCAGGAGGUUGUGGAUUUUGUCCAGUCCAAGAUCACCCAGAAAGCAGAGAGCGGAGAGCUGCGGUCCCUGUCGUCCAUUGUAGAAGAACUCCUGGACCACUGCUUGGCCCCCGACACAUCCGGCGAUGGAACCGGCUGCGACAACAUGACCUGCAUCUUGAUCUCCUUCAAACCACGCCCCAGCCAGCCUUCCCCGGCCGCUGCAGCCGAAGGGGGCAAACGGAAACUGGAGGACGAGGCGGCGGCAGUGGCGGCCGCCCCAACGGAAGAGAGCUGUAGCAAGAAGGCCAGGCAGAACUAGCAGCCAAUGGGCUGGGGAUUGCCGGAGCUCUCGCUGGACUCUAGUUUUCUAAAUGAUGCUGAACUCUUGCUGCCCGACGUGGGCAUUUUUUAGCCUUAGGGAGGCCAAGUCCGUCUGUCUUUGUGGGGGAGGAGGAGGAGGGCUUCAUGAUGGUCCCACUGUUCUUUGAAACCAUUCCAAAGAGUGAAAGGGGGGGGGGGCUGGGCUGCCUGGAGGCCAGCCCACCCACCCUGCAGCAUCGCCGUGUGGUUGUUUGCCAUUUCCGUGCCUGUGACGUUUCUGUUGGCGGGAAGCAGUUUCUAAUGUGGAGGUUUCGCAGCUGUGCCCCCUAUUUAAGGCCUUCUGUUUUUUUAUUUGUGGGACUGGUGGCCAAGCCCCGCUUUGUGUCGUUCACUUUCAACUGAGAUUUUUUCAAACUAAAAACCGAAAAACUGAA
Messenger RNA from Varanus komodoensis (Komodo dragon), 2136 nucleotides. RefSeq names its product protein phosphatase, Mg2+/Mn2+ dependent 1G (gene PPM1G). Gene Ontology annotation, molecular function: protein serine/threonine phosphatase activity; cation binding. Bases 27 to 1700 code for a protein of 557 amino acids. Gene Ontology annotation, cellular component: nucleoplasm. The transcript has 10 exons. Gene Ontology annotation, biological process: protein dephosphorylation. Lineage: Eukaryota; Metazoa; Chordata; Lepidosauria; Squamata; Varanidae. The record is from RefSeq and is a predicted model, not a curated record.